AUGAUUAUUUUAUUGCUGAUUUAAACAUGCUAUAGUUCCAUUCUAAUUGACAAGUCAACCAACAAUAAUAUUACUGAUCUAUACACUAAAUGUUAAUUAAAAGGAGAAAAUUCAGACAAUCUAUUAUUUUAAUGUUCAUAAAUGAAUGUCAUAAUUCCUAUUUAAGAAAUAACUUAAGAUAUUGUUUUUGCCUACUCCUUUAAUAAAACAAAAGAUGUUUAAUUAAGCAAUAUGCUCUUAACUGAAUUUUUAAUAGAUCAAGAAACUCAAUCUUAUUAAAUAAAAUUACAUGUUUUAUAUAAUUCAUAUUAUGGUGAUUUCUUCUAGAUGAUUUAAUUUCUCUCUAUAAAUAAAUAUUCAUUUUUUAAUUACUAAGUAACUGUAAUUGACGGAACUCUAAAUAUGAUUGCUCUUCUAAGUAAUUAACAUUUCUAAAUUUAGUGAGUCAUGUUAAUGAAAACUAUAUUACUUUGUAUUUAAUUCCAAUAUAUGCAAGCAAAAUGAAUUCUUUUCCUUUGACAGCCUAUAACUUUACAUGUGAUACUAUUUGUGAAAUCAAAGGAUUUUCACAAUAUUAUAAUAAAUAAAGAAACAGUCUAGUUAUUGUUAUUGCAGAAGAAAAUCUAUUAAAUAUAUUGUAGUUUUCUUUUUUUGAUGAACAGCUUAGAUUUGUAUCAAAAUAUUAUAUUACUGAAUUUAUAGAUAACUAAAUAAUUCUUAAAACACAAUUAUUUGAAGAUUAUUUACUGGUUGAAUUAAAAAAUUCUUAAGCCUUAUUUUCUAUCUCUUCAAUUGUUUUUGAAAUUCAGCUCCUUAAAAUUUUCUCUAAAUCACCUUUAUUCAUUGAUCAUAAAACAAAACUAAUAUUUUAACAAUCUUUGGAUUAAACUAUAGUUUAUGCUAUCCAAAAUUAACAAAAUUGGUUUACUUAAAAACAAGUUAUCCAAUAAUAAAUCUUAGAUAUUUUAUUUACAGGUUCUAUAAUCGUUGAAAAUGAAAGUGAAUGGUAGUUUAUUUUUAUUUAUGAUAAUUUUCAAAGAAAAAAAAUAAAAAUAUAAAUUAAAUAGAAUAUCAACUAAGAAAGUGAAUGCUUAAACAAUUUUACUUAAUUUCCAUAUCCUAAUAAAUAAACCUUAAAUUAUUAAUUAUAAUUUUUGCAAGAGAAAAUUGAAGAAAAUAAUAAUAAAACUGAACCUCUUUAAGAAUUAUAAAAUCAUACUUCUUGCCAGAAACCUUGCGAUCUUUUGUAUUUUAAUUAUGAGAUUUCUUUAGUUCCAUAUGAUUAAUAAUGCAUUAUUUCUAAAUUACAGAACUAAUUUACUAAUCAUUGCAGUCUCUUAAAUAGCUGCAUUAAUUGUAAUAAACAAACUGGAUGCAAUUGGGAAAAUAAUACUUGCAUGAAAGAAACUUAAAUGUAUUAAAUUGAUAUAUCAUCACAUGAGUAAAGUUCAAAAUGGUAUAAUGGGAAGAUUUGGAAAUGUCAGGAAAUAUAAUAAAAAACAACUAAUUCAAAUUUUUGUAACUAUGAUUAAAAUCAAUUUGAAUAGCUAAAAGAGUUCACUUAUAAGGGAGAGAUAAGAAAAGGCUAAAUUUGCUCUUGGUUUUUUGAUGCAGGUAAAUUUUAAUAGUUUAAUUUUUAUUUCAAGGCAGAUCUAAUAAAUAACCCAACUAAUAGUUAAAUAUCAAUUUGUUUAGGUUUAAAUUAAAAUGAUAUUUGCACACAUGUGAAUUUUAAACCAGGGAAUCUAAAUUCGACAACAAUAUAUCCAUUCAAAGGAUAUUAUUUUAGAUAUAUGAUAAUAUUUAUGGAAGAUAAUUUAGCUAGUGAAAUUAAAUUUUCCUUUUAGAAUUCUCCUCCAAUAUCAAUAACUGAUCGAGUGAAAUAAUCAUUAUUAUAAAUGUUGGCUUGGCUCAUUUGUGGAAUUUUAUUAUUUUGUAUAAUGGGGUACAUGGCUAAGAGAAGACUAUAAUAUUUAGUAGCAUAAACAACAGACAAUGAGUUAAUUUAAGUAAUAACAUAUUAAUAUAAUUUUAGAUACCACAUUUUAUAUAGAAUUAAGUUCCUUUAUCAAAUGAGGGAUUGAAAAAUGUAAUGUAAAAUUUAAUAGAUCAAGAGAUUAUAACUAAAUAUCCAUCUGAUCCUUCUUUAUUAUUAUAUGGAGAAGAUAGUUGUGCUUUUUGUUUUGAUUAAUUUGAUACAUCAGAAUUGGUUGCUUAAUUAUUUUGUGGGCAUGUUUACCAUUAUGAUUGUUUCGAAGAUUGGAUUAGAAUUAAAGGAUUAUUAAAUAAAUGUCCAGUUUGUAAUUAGAAAGUAGAUUAUUUUCUAGCGAAUAAAGAAGAGUUUGCAAUUAUAAAAUUAUAGAUAAUGGACAGAAUAAGUGAAUCGGAGAGUCAUACAACUCAUUUAAUUGAAUGA
This is a messenger RNA of Paramecium sonneborni, 2416 nucleotides long. NCBI's taxonomy places the organism in Eukaryota, Ciliophora, Oligohymenophorea, Peniculida, Parameciidae. The record is from the annotation of a GenBank genome assembly.